GACUCCGAAGUAAUUUUUUAGCGGGAUUAGGGCUUCCUGAAAAACUUAGAAGAACCUAUAUAGUAGAAUGUCGCCAAAUUCCCAGAAUGCUAAGCCGAAUAACCUAAAGAACUAGAUCAAAGAAGUAAACUUAGAAGUUUGAAAAACUUACCAACAAUGGUUCUAAAGAACGACGUUGACAUAUUGUCUACAAAGCAGAAACUAGACGUGUUGCUAGAGAAAGAUUGUGUGUUUUGGGAAUAGCGAAAGAAAUGUCCACGAGUUUCGAACAUGGCACAGAUUGCUUUGAGGUCGAAGCGUUUCUACACAGAAAUGAAUUUUCAAAGCUUUUCAAGGUUCGACACAAAGCGACCGGACACAUUUACUGUAUGGAAGUUGUCCCAAAGAGAAACGACUUCCAAGGACCAAUAAAUUCAAGAGUCCAGGAAGCUAGCGAUGGCUUGUCAAAAUUCUGGGUUAAUUUAAAGUUUACUUUUCAAACCAAUUCUAAAUUGUAUUACAUCCUUGAAUACAUUGGCGAAAGGACUUUGGGUUCUGUGUACGAAAAUAAUGGCCCAUUCACUGAAGACUUAGUGAUAUUUUAUGCCAGUGAGAUUGUGGUUGCCUUGGAUGAGAUACACUCUCAUGGUUUACUUUAUGGAGAACUUGACUUGGAAAAAGUAUUAUUMGAUAAAACUGGACAUAUAGUUUUAUGGAGAAACUUCUGUGGAAAGAAAUAUUGGACUCGAAGAGAAUGUCUGUGCAGUUUGAACGGAUUUAGAAGAGGUAUUCCAUGUGAAAAUUCACAUGAGAAAAUCUCAGAGCGCGAAAGCAAAAUUGAUUUUCAACUUCUUGGUCUGAUCGUGCUUCAAUUGUUUUCACAAGAGAAGAUGACGAGCUUGUUUAACGAUAAAACAACGAGACAGGAAAGACUGCUUCGUCUUGACUCCAAACCUGAUAUCCUGCCCAGUACUUUAUCGGUAUUUGCUCGAGACCUGGUCACACGGCUGCUCCAGGGGCAGUUCUACAAUAGUCAGCACCUCAAGAGCCAUCCCUUUUUCAAUGGAGUCAAUUGGAAAAUGGUCAAGGCACGGUUAACAACUCCCCCCACUAUCACAAAGAAGAUACUUCACCCUCCUCGGCUUCGUAAGACCAGCAGUGAAGCGUAUAUACGACCACAGACUCCCGUAUCGGUCAACGAMGACUACCUGUCCCCUCCCUACCAAGUACGUCCAUCGUCGACACCAUUAGACUACUCCAACACAAGGGGCGCCUUCACCGACGCCUCACUAGGAACACCAUACACACGGUACACCCCUCAUGCAGCUCCUCCUCGACUCCGUAGCACCCUCUCCUCCCCUGAUUUGACCUCAUUUGGACAGGACAUGUGUGGCAGCCAAUGGACACGUGAUCAGUACGGUUACCGUACGGGAAUCCAACGGAACUAUCCCGUUCACUCGUAUGGCGAAUUUUCUCCCGCGGGAUCACCGAGGACUUGCUGUGGGCUUUCCCACUCGUUGUCUGAUCUCACCAACGUUGAUGAUUAUGAGGCCUACAAGCCUCCGUCUCAUUCGUAUGGUCGACGGCGGAGAUCGUCUCUGACAGAUCUGACGCUAGGCGGGAGAUAUGGUUCAUAUACACCACCUCCACCUCUCACAACACAUCACUCAUUCCCACCAAGGAAUAGUGAAUACAUAGAAAGAAUAAACAUGAGGCCUGCCAAUCAUGAACAUUAUGAUCAUAGGAGAGUUCAUGGACAAGCUAAAAAUGGUCAUACGUUGCCUAGCAACGAUUAUAUUGACAGGCAACACUUGGAGUCGCGCCAAACACAGAAUUAUCCUUUUUAUAAAAAUGAGGAUUAUGGCAGAGGAGAUCUUGGUCGUUACUCCAACGAAGACUUUCGAUUCGGAGGCUGCAGGCUGCAUCGUAAUUCAUCGUCUUUCGAUCUUCGUUCGAUUGAUAUAGUCCAAGAUUCCCCAAGGGAAACCUAUAGCCGAACGUCCAGCGAAAAUUAUCGGGAAAGCUUCGGAGGGUUUUCGUCUCUACAGCGAAGUCGUUCGUGUUCGGAUUUGAAUGCUUCGGAUAACGAGGAAAGCAGAGGGAAUAUCAAUCCGGCUUCUUCAACGAGUGAGAGAAGACAACAUUAUCCUUUAGCUCAAAUACCCAUUCCUUCUUUCGAGGAAUUCAAGCGUAGAAACUCUACUCAAAGCAUAGAAGAAGAUCUGAAAGGUUUGGGACAGACUAAAUACGAUGAAUUUCUACCAUCAAAUGCUUAUAAAAACGAAAAAAGCGACGUAAAUAGCGAGAAGAAAGUCUUAACUAAAGAUAAAAUUCGGUCUACUAACUUUCUAACCAGUAAAUACUCGAGGGAAAGAAGAGGAUCAAGAGAUACUUUCAAGUCCCGAAGCGAUCCCGCGGGAUCUGAGCGAGGAAAAAGCACCGAAAAUGUCGAAGAAAGCUACUUUUCACAGAACGAUGUCAUUCACAACCUGAUGCUCAAGUACGGACUGUAUGAGCGAAGUGAAAAGAAACGACAACCAAACAGCGCUGUAGAGAAAGAAAGAGGGCUAGAAAUAAGCUCAGCAAAGACAAAAGAAGCGAAUUCUCUUUCAAACAGCAAAAAAGAUGCUGGCAAAAGCUUUGAAAAUGAUAAAAAUGGCAGUCCGGAAGUCGAAAGCAGUGUUAGAAGAACAAUGAGAAGUGGUCGGCGAGCAUCGGCUGUUCAUCACAGAGAUCCUCCAAAACUGACUCAUAAAAGCUAUUCAUCUUUAACCCCUUCAAUAACAUUACAAUUAUCAACCGAAAAUGACCAAAAUAAAGAUACAAAUAACAACUUGAAAAUUAACGGUAUUGAAGAUAAUUAUAAUAUUUAUGACAAUUCAACGAAUUCUAGCGUUAGAAAAGAAGAGAUAAAAACCAAACUGCUCGAUUCUGCAGCUCAGGGUGGACCAGAAAUAACUAUAGCUGAUGUUUAUAAGUCAACCAAGCACAGAAAAUCUCUAAUCCCUGACUUUGCAGACGCUCAAAGCAUAUUUCAAAACGAUCAAGAUUUGCUUGAGAAGACACAAACGAAUUCGAAGAGUUCAAAAACGCUUUGGGCGGCGGCGAAAGAUAGAUUAAAACUAAGGAAAUCUCCGAACAGUUCGCCUCGUUUAAGACGAAAAGAAAAAGACGAAGUUGAAGCUCAAAAUGGAAGUAACUCUGGGCAAACGGAUGGCACAAAUGUAAACGCUUCGAACUCCGAAGAGAAGAAAGACAAUGAACCAAGCAAGCGAAGGUUAUCUCGAGAAGAACUCAAUCGACUGAAAUUCUCCCGAGACUUUGCAAAAGAAGACGUCCUUGCUAAAAGAAAAGUUUCAAUUGAUUCGUCUACUCGAGGACAACUUCGCAAAAAUGGCGUCCAUAGUAGUCUUCUAAGCAUCACUAGUAGUUUGUAUUCCACAGACCUUGAUCUAGAUGAUAGUGGUAGCUGGCACAGCGAGUUGGAUGGCAGUGAAUCUAGCAGGACGAGUAAUAGGAAGCGAUGGGAAAGCUUUCAUAGUAAUGUCAGUGCUGAUAGUGGCUCUGCUCAUAUGUAUGAGUUUGAAAGCGAUUCAUUAGCGGCAGAAAUGGAGGAUGGAAAUCAGGAAACUAAUGAUUCCAAGGAAGCAGAAAAUAGAAAAAAGGGUGACGUAGAAGUAGCAAGAACAGAUAGCGGAAUUGGAGGAGACAUGGGUAUAGAUCAUAAUUACAAACGCAACUGGGAAGACAUUGUACUGAAGAGUUCUAGGCAUUGGUCUGUAGUAGCUGCGACUGCACGUCAUUGGCAAGACUUGGCCAGGAGGAAUAAACAACCACAGGAAAUUGCGAGCAAAAAGAUGAAACAUAUAGCACCGGCUAUUACUGAAGAUAUGGUUGAAUGUACUGAUUGCCAGAAGUUCUUUGUUCCCGAAGACAAAAGCGGGCAGGAUGUGUCAAAGGAAUGCUCGAACACAACAGUCGCAUCAAUAUGUACUAAAUGCAAAAAACGAGGUGUUGAGAGGAAAGAGGCGAUCAUCGAGCUUGUGCAGACAGAAAUUAACUACGGGAAUGAUUUGCAAAUUCUCAAAGAGGAGUUUUAUAGUCCACUGCAGUCGGGAGGUAUCCUUCAGCCCGAUAACUUGGCCGAUAUCUUCUUGAAUCUACAGGAGUUGGUUGAAGUGAGCACCAAGUUUUCACGUCGCCUUCAGAAUGGUCUAGAAGUUUCGGUAUCCAAGGGAGACGAGGAAUUCUCUGACGUCAAUGUUGGUAGUAUUUUCCUGGAAAGUGUUGAUCUUUUCCAGUCAUACGAGAUUUAUUGCUCAAAACAGAACUCUGCAUCAGUUCUUCUCGAAUCUUUACAAAAGAAGAACGAGUUACUGAAGAUCUUCUUAAAUGUCACAUGCAGAGAAAACCCCAAGUGCCGUAAGAUGGACCUCAACUCUUUCCUCUUGGCUCCUGUACAAAGAAUCAUGAAAUAUCCUUUGCUUUUGAGUCGCAUUCGCAAAUCAACCCCUCGUCGUAACUCGGACAGAGAAAAACUGAUGCAAGCACAAAAGAAGAUUGAAGAUCAGCUCAGUAGGAUCAAUGCUCUGAAUUCUUCUGUCGAAACGAAGCAGCGUCGAUACCGGGGCAGUAGUCAUCUCGGGAGGUCAGACUCGUUAGACAAACUCCAGAUGAAAAAGAUGGCAAGUGAUAUCCUCAACUGGACCUUGAGUGAAUUACACUUAUUGAUGCAUGGGGUUUUCGAGGUUGUGAUUUACGAGUUUGCAUCGUCGGGAGGAUGGAAUCGUCGCGGUGGUAAAAGAGCCGCUGAUGUGUUUAUGCUCUUCUGCGUACGAGGACUUUCAGAGCUUAAAACAAUUGAUUCAGACGAAGACAACACGUUGGAAGAGCCGUUCUUUCCUUCUGAUAGCGAGGCGACAGAUGCAGCACUUGUCAUGCUUAGGAAGAAAAUGAAUGGGAAAUACACUCUGUUUAAGGAGCCGCUAUCACUUGACACCUGUAUCAUAUGUAAAGACUCUGAGCACAAAGAUUGCUUUGAAAUCAUCAACAUGUCACGUGAGACAUACGUCUUCAAAGCAAACGGCAGCAAAGAGAGCAAAAAAUGGCUGAAACAUUUACGACUACAGGCCAAAGACUUGGGCAUGUGGAAGAAACGAAGAAAUGGUCUGCCUAAUAUCAUGAUUAAAAACAUCUAAAUAUCGAUCGUCUUCAACACAGGAAACCCAAACGAAGGAAUAAAAAAUGGCUGAAAGAUUUACGACUGCAGGCCAUAGAGUCAGGCAUGUGGAAAAAACGAAGAAAUGGUCUGCCUAAUAUCAAGAUCAAAAACAUCUAAAUAUCGAUGGUGUUCACCACAGGAAGCCCAAACAAGAGAAUAAAAAAUGGUUGAAAUAUUUACGACUACAGACCAAAGACUUUUGUUAAAUAUGUUGAUCAAAAACAAAUACAAAUAUCAAAUGCAAAUAUCACGUUAACCACAGGAAGCCCAUGCAGGUACUUUUGUACCCAAGUCGAAGGGAUGGGUUUUCUGUGUGUUAAUUWAAAAAUAAACAUGCUGUAAAGAAUAAUGUAUUACAAAAAUGACAAUCAGUAUUUAAGGCAUGCGACUGAAAUAACGUAUCACAAUCAAACCGGUUUCUUGUGAAUAGAGGCUUUGCACAAUCACGUGCUGGUGCCCAUAAUACAGCCGGGCUGCCUGUGGUUAGAUGGCAGAAUAAUAAAUCCCUUUGCUCUUGGGAAUUAAAUUUUUUCAUGUAAAACGAUUGCAUUGUUCCUGCCAUCUAACAUGGCUGCCGCCACGCCUCUAUUGUUGCUGGGUCUAGAGAUUGACACUUCGUUCCCACCACGAGCACGGAUAACUAAACAAGAUGGCGGCCAAACAAGGAAGGACAUUGGAUAGAGAAAUUAAAACCAAAGAAGUUAGUUCGCGUGAACGGAGAAUAAGUUGGGUAAUAUCACAAAGUAAACACACCUUGACUUGGGGGAGGGGGAGGUGACUGCGGGCCCUAAAACUAAAGUUAAGUAUCUAUAUACGGCCACUUACACGAAGAAGGCCCCUUUGCAGUACGAUAAUCCUUUUCUCUAUGAGGAAAGAAAACAGUUCUAAGUAUGGUCCCAAGCACCAGGAAGACCAGAUAAAUGGGCCGUAAUGGUUCAACGCUCAUGCUGUACACAUCGAGGUACGUCACGUAGACUCAAAGAAUAUAGAGGACAAGCGUCGAACAAAAACAUUGUACAAUAAUUAUAUUAGCUAUUCCGAAGCUGUGGAAAAAAACGGGCUCGAUUUGGCGAAUGUUUGGGUGUUAAACAAUAGGUAGUUUUCCCAAUGGAAUACAAAUGUCCGACCAACAAACUCGAAUUCAUAAGAUUUUUAAAAUUAGUUAUCAAUAGUUUUUCAUAAUGUACCUUUAGAAUGGAUUGAUUCUAAGACAGCCAUUUACAAUUUUCAGCAAUCAGUGUCCAUGUUCCAUGCUGUAUAUCAAAAACAUAUCUUAGCUUGUCCGACAUAGCAACCGUAACUAGGGAGGUAGAAUAAUUAAAGCGGGAUGGAUGUAUUUCUCGCGGCCGAGUAACAGAAGACACACAUAUAAUAAAAGUUCUGUUUAUUUCAUAACUAAAAUACAAAAUAUACUAUUAAA
Actinia tenebrosa (Australian red waratah sea anemone) is the source of this 6620-nucleotide messenger RNA. RefSeq lists its product as uncharacterized. Gene Ontology annotation, molecular function: protein kinase activity; ATP binding; guanyl-nucleotide exchange factor activity. The record is from RefSeq and is a predicted model, not a curated record. Lineage: Eukaryota; Metazoa; Cnidaria; Anthozoa; Actiniaria; Actiniidae. Gene Ontology annotation, biological process: positive regulation of Rho protein signal transduction; protein phosphorylation.